Molecule: messenger RNA, 1556 nt
Organism: Saccostrea echinata
Lineage: Eukaryota; Metazoa; Mollusca; Bivalvia; Ostreida; Ostreidae
Product: thioredoxin-like protein 1
Exons: 9
Coding region: 86-952 (288 amino acids)
Source: RefSeq, a predicted model, not a curated record
UUUUAGUUUUUCUAAGUCUCGCGAAUGUUCGUGACUUCAAAAAACCGGCAUUAUUGCUUCAUCAUAAACAAAACAACGCCAAAAAAUGACAGGAACCGUGCGAAUGGUGACGGAAGAUUCACAGUUCCAACCAGAACUGACCAACGCUGGAACUAAACUCGUCGUAGUGGACUUUUAUGCCACGUGGUGUGGGCCAUGCAGAAGGAUAGCACCACUUUAUGGGGAGCUGAGUCUGAAAUACACAAAUGUUGUCUUCCUCAAGCUCGAUGUUGAUCAAUGUCAGGAAACAGCCCAAAGCCAAGGUGUCACAGCCAUGCCCACUUUCAUAUUCUACAAAAAUAAAGUGAAAGUCGAUGAAAUGAAGGGAGCGGAUCCAGCCGCUUUGGAGGAGAAGAUCAAGAAGUGGAUGGGGGAGGGAGAGGAGGGGGCAGAUGAAGUCACCGUGAAGGGACAUAUGGACCUGUCCUCGUUAAUUAACAAGUCCGGAUGUGAGUGUCUUAACGAAUCUGAUGAGCAUCCUCUAAGUCAUGCCCUCACUACCAAGGGAGGCUACCUAGAAUCCGACUGUGAUGAACAGUUACUCAUCAGUGUGGAGUUUACACAAAGUGUAAAGUUACAUUCCCUGAAACUUUACGCCCCAGAGGAAAAUGGUCCAAAGACUGUAAAGAUAUUUCAGAACCUUCCCCGAUCUCUAGAUUUUGAUCAGGCAGAAAACAUGGAGGCUGUUCAGACGUUAGAACUGACCCCAGCAGAUCUGAAGGAAGGGACACUUAUACCUCUACGUUUUGUCAAAUUUCAGAAUGUUGGAAAUGUCACAGUAUUUAUCAAAGACAACCAAUCUGGUUCAGAAACCACACAGAUAGAUUACUUUGGUUUUGUCGGUUCUCCGGUAGACACUACAAAUAUGGCUGAAUUUAAAAGGGUUGCUGGCAAAAAAGGAGAAAGCCAUUGACAGUGGAUAUAUCUUAGAUUCUAUGGUGUACAGGGAAGGGGCUUAUACUGCAGGUGUAGGAACGCAUCUACUUUAUCAUCAAUUACAUCAUCUAAAACAUACGAUGAUUGGAUACUUAAUUUAAAGAAAUGAAGCGUAUGAAUUAUAUACUUCAGUAUGCUGUAGAACAAAACAAUAUGUAUGUUAAAACUUUCAAAUUACUGUGAAAUCAAAUCAGAGACUUGUAUUAAUGAGUUGAUGUGAAUUAUGACUCUUUAUACUGUGGACAUUUCAAAGACAAAAGUACUGUACACAUUUCGACAUAUGGCCUCUUGUAACAUGUAGAGUAUAUAUAUAUAGAUUAUGAAUCAUUUAAAUUUAUUAAGAUCUAUGAAAAUUCAAAUAUGAAAUAGAUAGAAAUAAUGGUGCAUACAUAAACAAUUAUUGAAAUAUAGUGAAAUGUGUUACAAUGUUUUACUCCUUGCGGUUUACACAUAUGUGCACCAAUAUUUUAAAUUAAUCUAUUCUGACACUUUGGAUUUGCAAUUUUGUUAACAGUGGAAGAGUACAUGUAUGUAUGAUUUUAAACAUUGCCUAGAAAUGUCAAAAAUUUUGAAUAUUGUUC